UUAUGCUAAAAUAAAAAUGUUAUUAAUUUCUACCAACACAAAAAUAGUAUAGCUAGAGUGAAAAAAGAGAAGGUACUAUGUUCCAAUUCCCACUCUCCAAUGUCAAAAGAAAAAGAAAAAGAAAAAGGCAAUCGUGAUUAUAAUAAUAAGAUCCAUUCAAAACGAUAAAGGAAUACUCAAUCAUGAGAGCCGCUGAUGCACCUUUCCAAAGUCCAACUUCCUUUCACUACUUCCUCCUUAGCUACAGUGCUGCUAUACUAUCACAGUGAUUGCUCAUGGCAUCUUCGCCAUCGUCGUUGAAUGCCCAAAAUUCCAACAAAAAUACAGAGAGUGGGGCUUCUUCAUCACCAUCACUACCUCCUCUUCCCCCUAACAUACUCCUAUCUCCAGAAGAUCAUUUUCAAGAUGACGACUCCGGCUUUCAAACAGCUCCUUCUUCUCCUCCGCCAGAACCAGCUUCGCCUCCUCCCAAUAGCACUACUUUUCCGGCUGAUGUAAGUGAAAGUUUGUUUCAAAUCUCUUCUCCUCCUCCGCCCCAGACUAUCACACCCUCUGCCCCUCUUCCUGCCGCACUACAUGAAAGAGAUGCUCUGCCGAGCCACCAUUUGCUAAAAAUUAAGUCCUUUUCCACACUUUCGAAAUCGCCCAUAGAGAAAUUCAUUAAUGAUUUUGAAGCAGGGGGCUACAAAUGGAACUUUUCUAUAUACCCAACUGGGGACAAGAGCAAAGAUGGGGAAAACUAUUUAUCUGUUUACUUGGAAAUAGUGGAAACAAGUACUCUUCCUGCUGGUUGGGAAGUCAAUGCUCUCUUUAAUUUCUUCAUAUUCGAUCAUAUUCGUGAUAAAUAUGUUGGUCCCCAAGAUGCGACAGUAAAGCGAUUCCAUUUUAUGAAGACACAAUGGGGUGUCGUCAAGUUUAUUGAUCUUGAAACAUUUAAGAAUCCAUGCAAUGGUUACCUUGUUAAUGACACAUGUGGUUUUGGUGUUGAGGUUUUUGUGGUUAAAACUACAUCGAAAGCGCAGUGUUUUAGUUUGAUUAACAAUCCUGUGACUUACCGGCCCGGCUCGAUUUUUUCUAAUGUCACACAAACAACAGCCAAACGUUAUGUAACUGCGUUCUCUGUUUUUGGAGACUACAAAUGGAGGAUUAUUUUCUAUCCUAAAGGAUACCAAGAAGAAGGCAAUAAGAUCAACAAUAUCAUAUCAAUAUAUCUUGAUGUGGAUGCUUCAACUCUUUCUGCUGACUCAAAACUACUUGUGCAUUACACUAUAGGAAUGGAAAACCAAAAGAAAAAUGGCAAACAUUUUGAACGAAGCGAUACCAACACAAUUGGUUCCAUUGCUCGGGGUUUUCGUGAGUUCAUGUCCGAGACUAAUUUCAAAGACCCAGAAAAUGGUUUUGUGGUGGAUGACAAAUGCAGUAUAAGUGUUGAGAUUGAAGUUCUUGGUAUAGUUACACUAGAAUAAUCAACGCAGCUUUUUCGAUUUUACAUUAUUCUUUUGGAUGAUAAUCAAAAGAUUACUUUUACUAAGGCUAUAUGUAUUUCAAGAAUAAUUACUCCAGGUUUUGUAAAAAAUAAAUAAAUUCUAAUUGAUGUUUUUUAUAUUGGACUCAAAUAAAAAAUAAUAAAUUUAGAUUUUGU
This is a messenger RNA of Humulus lupulus (European hop), 1642 nucleotides long. Its product is annotated as BTB/POZ and MATH domain-containing protein 6-like. The transcript is spliced from 6 exons. Gene Ontology annotation, molecular function: protein binding. The coding region runs from base 276 to 1466 and encodes 396 amino acids. Lineage: Eukaryota; Viridiplantae; Streptophyta; Magnoliopsida; Rosales; Cannabaceae. The record is from RefSeq and is a predicted model, not a curated record.